Molecule: messenger RNA, 1322 nt
Organism: Notolabrus celidotus (New Zealand spotty)
Lineage: Eukaryota; Metazoa; Chordata; Actinopteri; Labriformes; Labridae
Gene: hmx4
Product: H6 family homeobox 4
Exons: 2
Coding region: 128-916 (262 amino acids)
Biological process (GO): regulation of transcription by RNA polymerase II
Cellular component (GO): nucleus
Molecular function (GO): RNA polymerase II transcription regulatory region sequence-specific DNA binding; DNA-binding transcription factor activity, RNA polymerase II-specific
Source: RefSeq, a predicted model, not a curated record
UGGAGCUGCUGCUUUGGUGCGUGGAGCAGUAAGACAUGAGUUCUUAUAGACUACCAGCGUCCCAGUUUAGACUCAACGGCGUGUAGAGUUGCGAAAGUGAAUAAAAGAGACUGAAGCUUUUAAGAAUAUGACCAAAGUGGAUCGACCCGCUGCCUCUCUAAAAUUCACAAUCGACAACAUCUUGAAUCUGAAAACAAGCGAGGGAAACUAUGCUGGCUGUCAAUCAGCCGGACAGCAGAAUGACUCGGACACAGCGAGUGGAAACCACGACUUCAAUCACAGGGAGCACAAAGUCCAGCAGAGGCAGGACCGGGGCAGCAAGCUUAAAGAAUUGGAGUUCAACAAAGACUGCAAGAGAGCAGCAGCAACAGUCAUCAUCAGCCGCGGAGACCCAAAGAGGACUGAGGCGCACUCCAAGAGUGCAGGGGACAGCAGCUGCGACGAUAGCUGCUCCACUACCCCGGCCAAGGAUUCAAACACUGGGGGCUGCCUUGAUAAAAAGAGUAAACUGACAAGAAAAAAGAAAACGCGCACUAUUUUUUCCAAAAGACAGAUUUUCCAGUUGGAGUCUACUUUCGACAUGAAACGCUAUCUAAACAGCGCAGAGCGCGCCUGCCUCGCCAGGUCCCUUCAGAUAACGGAGACGCAGGUGAAGAUAUGGUUCCAGAACCGCAGGAAUAAACUAAAGAGGCUGAUAUCGACCGAAACCGACGGAGCUGUCACUGGUUUUCCCGAGAUAGGAAAGCCCGUGAUCGUGGGUCAGCUUCCGGCAUUGUUCAAAGAGGACAACCUGCUGGGGAGAUGCAUGCUACCAACGCAUCUGCCCGUUGUUUACCCCGGGAGUAGCACGCCUUAUAUCUGUUUCUCAAACGCCAGCAAUAAGCCAUAUUUAGGCCUGAAUGACGGACAUUUAUGAUGGUUUAUUUCCCAACAUACAAAAAACCCCGAGACGUUGGUGAUCUGAUACCAAAAUUCAAGUACGUGUCAUAAUGAUGAACCGCGGGAAAUUAAGCCUUUAUUAUUAUUAUUAUUAUUAUUAUUAUUAUUAUUAUUAUUAUUAUUAUUUUUAUUAUUUUUAUUAUUAUUAUACUAUUACUGCAUCUGUCUACUCUAGCCCUUUCAGCACCCAGAGCCACCAAAGAAUUACAGAUACGUUAGGAUUUUGAAUGCAUUUUCUGUAACACAGUUUUUAAUAAUUUAAAUUGUAUGUAUUUGAUUGAAUAAGAAGUAUUUUAUACCCCUUAUUUCAUGCAUGUCUGUUUUUUAAAUGAUAUUCCACUGUCAGUACUUAAUCCAGUGUCUGUCUUCAGGGCCAAUACACC